AAAAACCCUAGAAACACACUUGUAUAAAAUAAAGUCACAAGCGCAGCUUCUUCAUCCCCAUCGACCUUUGUAAGCUUCUCUCGUUAUACAAGCAGUCUUUAAACCCUAAUUCAAAGAUGAGACCUCCUCUAACUGGUGGACGCGGUGGCGGUGGGUUCAGUGGCGGACGUGGUGGCGGCGGCGGGUACAGUGGGGGACGUGGUGGAGGGGGUAGAGGAGGAGGAGGAAGAGGUUUUGGCGACCGUGGCGGUAGAGGUAUGAGAGGAGGUAGAGGAGAUCGUGGUCGUCGCGGCAGAGGAACACCCGGAGGACGUGGCGGAAUGAAGGGAGGUAGCAAGGUGAUUGUUGAGCCACACAGACACGCUGGAGUGUUUAUUGCAAAGGGUAAAGAGGACGCUCUUGUCACUAAGAACUUGGUUCCUGGUGAAGCUGUUUACAACGAGAAGAGAAUCUCUGUUCAGAAUGAAGAUGGAACCAAGACUGAAUACAGGGUGUGGAAUCCUUUCCGUUCUAAGUUGGCUGCUGCUAUUCUCGGUGGUGUUGAUCACAUUCACAUCAAACCUGGUGCUAAAGUUCUAUACCUUGGUGCUGCUUCUGGAACAACAGUCUCUCAUGUCUCUGACAUUGUUGGACCUGAGGGAUGUGUUUACGCUGUUGAGUUCUCUCACCGAAGUGGUAGAGAUUUGGUGAACAUGGCGAAGAAGAGAACUAAUGUUAUUCCGAUCAUCGAGGAUGCUAGACACCCUGCUAAAUACAGAAUGCUUGUUGGCAUGGUUGAUGUUGUCUUCUCUGAUGUUGCUCAGCCUGAUCAGGCUAGGAUCGUGGCUUUGAACUCAAGCUUCUUCCUCAAAACAGGAGGUCACUUUGUUAUCUCCAUCAAGGCGAACUGUAUUGACUCGACGGUUCCAGCAGAGGCAGUGUUCCAGAGUGAAGUUAAGAAGCUGCAACAGGAGCAGUUCAAGCCAGCGGAGCAAGUGACGCUUGAGCCAUUUGAGCGUGACCAUGCCUGUGUCGUCGGUACCUACCGUGCGCCUAAGAAGAACAAGGUUCCUGCUUAGAAGUUUCAUGUGUUGGGAUUUGGUUCUUUGGAUUUUUCGUUAGGGUUUUAUCUAGUAUUGUGGUUUGUAAUCGUUUUGAACCUGAAUAGGCUUUUUUCUAUGUUUUUACUUUAAGACUUAAAACACAGUAUCUAUAUAACCUAUAUUUUUCUCAUUUGAGAAAGUUUAUAGUA
Messenger RNA from Raphanus sativus (radish), 1231 nucleotides. Its product is annotated as rRNA 2'-O-methyltransferase fibrillarin 2. Gene Ontology annotation, biological process: rRNA methylation; box C/D sno(s)RNA 3'-end processing. Gene Ontology annotation, cellular component: box C/D methylation guide snoRNP complex; small-subunit processome; nucleolus. The record is from RefSeq and is a predicted model, not a curated record. NCBI's taxonomy places the organism in Eukaryota, Viridiplantae, Streptophyta, Magnoliopsida, Brassicales, Brassicaceae. The transcript has 6 exons. The coding region runs from base 117 to 1058 and encodes 313 amino acids. Gene Ontology annotation, molecular function: RNA binding; rRNA methyltransferase activity; histone H2AQ104 methyltransferase activity.